AUGAUAUUCAUAUUUUCACCUCAAGCACAAGCACAAGCACAACUUGAACCUCAAAACGCGAUUGUGCAACCUCCUUCUCAAACCCCAAUGAACGACGAUGGGCUUCAACAGAUUCAAACACAAGUGCAGAUACAGGGAGAAUACUUGACUCUGACUUUGAGUGAGGGUGCGAACGUCCUCACCCCUCAAGGAGGAAUGAUACCCCCUACCACGAUGUCAAGUUUCAUUCCCACAGGAGAUAGAGUCAGUGGUGCUCUACCCACAUCUUCUUCAGGCUUGAUAGAAGAUACGUCAACCUCAAAUGGACUUGGAAAUGGUGUAUUAAGACCUGCUAAUCCAACUCUACCAAACUCGUAUACAGCUCCAACACCAUCUCCAAAUCCGACUCCCUCCACAACCUCGAGUCCUGGGCGUGCCAAUAGUUCGUCCCCGGCAGAAGCUACAGAUGCAGUGAAGAACGACAUGAUGAAUAGUGAUAAUAAUAAUAAUAAUAAUAAUAAUAAUAAUAAUAAUUCAACAACAUCAUUCAAUCAUACUACUCUCAUAAUAAUCACGAUCUUGUUAAUCAUAUCAGGUGUAGCUGUCGGAUUAUGGUAUUUUCGGAAAUCAAAAGCUAGGAAAUUAUUGGAAAAUGGUUUGGCCGAUUUAGAAUGUUCAAUUCAAGAAAAACGACUUUCCUUGAAUCAGAAUCAGAAUAAACGAUCAUCGAGACGUACUUCCUUUGGUGUUAUGGCUGUUGGAGGAGAAGCAAGAAGAAGUUGGGUAAGAUUAGAUGAAGAAAUUGAUAACACACCUAUCAACAGUUACAACAUCAACAACAACAGCAACAACAACAACAACAAUCCAAACGAUGAACAAGACCAAAAUGAAAAAUAUUCAUUACCUUUUCCACCAACUUCAUCCCCUUUCCAAACAUCCGAUCGAGGACUUGACCUCAGUUUCAACAGGAUAACGGAUACUCAGGAGGACAAAUCCACGUAUUCUGUGAUGAGUAGAAUUGAGAAUAGCAACGACAACUAUAAUAGUGAUAUGAAAAAAAGAAAUUCAACCAUCAACCAUUUUCCAAGACCACCCAAUACGAUUCCGAAUGUACUUAUACCUCUACCUGUACCUUCAACGGUGCCUAAUUUACCUCCUUUACCACCGACACCCCAGACUAAACCUAAGUUGGAAGCUCAUGACAGAAGAGAGAAUGAAAACGACUCUGUGCCGUUGUACAAUGACAUAUUCCAAGAGGAAAUCGGAGUAGCCACAACCACUUGCUUACCUGCUUCUUCAAGUAGAUCAGCAGUUGACAUUGAUCAUUAUCCAGCAAGAGGUUCAGGUUCAGGUUCAGGUGCAAGUUUAGGAAGGGACUUGUCAAAGUUGACUGACGAGUCGAGCAAUCGCAUCAUUGAAGUAGAACAAGCACGAACACAAUCAAGACAAUCUCUCCCAUAUAUCCUUCCCGUCCAAGAAGCAGAACGUACACCUACUUUCCUAUGUCUUAGUCAAAUCAACAACGAGACGACAACACAGAACUAUAGAAGUCCUACAGAAUCUUUGUAUGUGAUAUACAAUGAUAAAACGUAG
Messenger RNA from Kwoniella shivajii, 1572 nucleotides. RefSeq lists its product as uncharacterized. The record is from RefSeq and is a predicted model, not a curated record. The transcript has 2 exons. Bases 1 to 1572 code for a protein of 523 amino acids. NCBI's taxonomy places the organism in Eukaryota, Fungi, Basidiomycota, Tremellomycetes, Tremellales, Cryptococcaceae.